AUGGCUAAGACUAAAUCAAGAGGAAGAAGAUUAGCCGCUAAGGAAAGAGAGAUUAUUGACGAUGAAGAGAUCAACAACAGUAACAACUUAGAAUUCAAUUCUGAGUCGCAAAAGAAGACUGUCUUCUUUGGAUUAGUUGACUCCAAUGAACUUGAUUAUUUCAAACAGGCAGAAUCGACAUUGAAUGUGAACAUGUUUGAUAGUGAUGAAGAGAGGCAAGGGUUUAUCGGUUCUGUCUUGGAAGAAGCUAAAGGAAAGGAGCUUAAAUUGGUGACCAACCAAAUCUGUUCAAAAUUGAUGGAACGGUUGAUCUUAGGAGCUAACAAUAGACAACUUAAGGAAUUGUUUCAACUGUUUGGAGGACAUUUUGUUGAUUUGGCUUGUCAAAAGUACUCCUCUCAUGUUUUGGAGACGUUAUUUGUCAGAAGUGCUGGUGUUAUAGAGAGGGAGUUGAUUCUGGGCGGUGAAGAAACGAACGAUAAUAAUGAAGAUGUAGCAGAAGGAGAAGAAGAAGAAACAGAUUCUUUUAUCCCAAUGGAGACACUUUUCAAUAAGAUGCUCAAUGAGUUCAAACCAAUUGUUAAAACCAUGAUAGAUGAUCAAUAUUCGUCCCAUGUAUUGAGAUUAUUAAUAUUAAUUAUGUCUGGAAAGCCAAUGCCUUCAUCUACAAUGGCUCAUUCAACUUUAAGAUCAAAGAAAUCCAAGAUUGCCAGAAAAAUGAUUGAUAUAAAAGAUAAUGAAGAUUUCCUGAGAGCUUUCCAGACCCCAGCAUCAUUUAAACCUCAAUUAAGAGAUUACUGUAAUGCCAUUAGCAUUGAUGAGAACAUGAGACACAUGAGAGAGUUGGCUUCACAGAAGGUUGCUUCUCCUGUGUUACAAUUAUUAGUUCAAGUUGAAGGUAUCAUUGAUAAGGAACGGACCAUUUGGCAUUUAUUAUUCUUAAAGGUCACCGACCCCAAAGAUCCUCAAGAAGAAGCAUUCAUGGAGUUCUUACUUUCAGACUCAGUGGGGUCUCACUUCUUAGAGUCCAUUAUUAAGAAUGAUGGUGUCAGAAUGAAAUAUAUUGAAAGACUAUACCAGCUUUAUAUCAAAGACAGAAUUCUUAAAUUAACAGGAAGAUCAACAACUGCCAUUUAUGCGAUCCAAGCGUUAUUGUUCAAGUUAAAGCCAGUGGAAGUAGAGUAUAUUCUUGAUAUCAUUAUUCCUGAGUUUUCGAACUUGGUUUCUGUUUCUGAAAACCAUAAUAUCGACUUUGGUAAAGCCAUUAUUGAUGCUUCUAUUUCCAGAUUCAACUAUAGAAAAGAUGAUAUCGUGAGUCAGUUGUUUAAAAAGUUUGCACCCAAUUACAACGAAGAUGAUGGAGAUAAUACUAGCACCGAGUUCUUAGAGAAUACACUUCAAUUGACUGGCUCCACUUUGGGGAAUACCAAGGAUGAUUGGCCAACAGCAGAGGAAAGAAGACGAGCAUUAUUUGUGGAGAAGCUUAUGCAAUACGACUACAAGUUUGUUAUUUGUAGUUGGUACAACUUCAUGGCCUUGCCAUCUGAGACUCUUGAACAAAUGUGUUUUCAUGGUGUAUUUUCUAGAGUGAUUGAGGAGCUGUUCAAAGUACUUCCCGAUGAGGAAAAGCCUGUCGCGGUUUUACGUAAGCGUGUCUUGAAUUUAUUUCAAGGUAAGAUGGUUAAAUUGGCAUGUAAUGCCUAUGGAUCCCAUUUGGUCGAUAAGCUAUGGGAUUUCACUAUUUUUUUGCCGAUGUAUAAGGAUCGGAUAGCUAUGGAAUUGUAUGGAGAGUCCAAGAAAGUCAAGGAGAGUAAUUACGGAAGAUUAGUAUGGAAGAAUUGGGGAAUGGAAUUAUUUAUUAGAAAGAAGUAUGAAUGGAAGGCAUUAAUAAAGCAACAAGAAGCUGAAUUCCAUGUUGAGCAUACACAAGAAGAACAACAGCAAGAUGAAGGUGCACCAACGAAGAAAAGACCAAUUGAUAUUAAGAUGGAACAAUUGGCAAAGGAAAGAGAGCUACAAGAGAAGAGAAGAUUGCAGGAAGAAAAUGGUGAUGAUGAUGGGUCUAAUGGUGCAAAGAGACAAAAGAUUAGAGGGCGUAAUAGAUAA
Molecule: messenger RNA, 2106 nt
Organism: Lizanozyma spartinae
Lineage: Eukaryota; Fungi; Ascomycota; Pichiomycetes; Serinales; Debaryomycetaceae
Gene: NOP9
Product: RNA-binding RNA processing protein
Exons: 1
Coding region: 1-2106 (701 amino acids)
Biological process (GO): endonucleolytic cleavage to generate mature 5'-end of SSU-rRNA from (SSU-rRNA, 5.8S rRNA, LSU-rRNA); ribosomal small subunit export from nucleus; endonucleolytic cleavage in ITS1 to separate SSU-rRNA from 5.8S rRNA and LSU-rRNA from tricistronic rRNA transcript (SSU-rRNA, 5.8S rRNA, LSU-rRNA)
Cellular component (GO): preribosome, small subunit precursor; nucleolus; 90S preribosome
Molecular function (GO): RNA binding
Source: RefSeq, a predicted model, not a curated record